Messenger RNA from Talaromyces proteolyticus, 3771 nucleotides. Its product is annotated as putative GTPase activating protein. The transcript has 2 exons. The record is from RefSeq and is a predicted model, not a curated record. The coding region runs from base 1 to 3771 and encodes 1256 amino acids. Lineage: Eukaryota; Fungi; Ascomycota; Eurotiomycetes; Eurotiales; Trichocomaceae. Gene Ontology annotation, biological process: regulation of GTPase activity.
AUGGACCAAGAACGCUCCAAUGGGUUUCGGCGAAACUCAACCCAUCAAGGGAUUUAUAGUCGUCCCGUUGAGCGACGACCAAGUAAAAAGUCAUCAUCCAAAGACCGUCACGGGAUGGUCUAUCCGGAUAGUUUUCAACAGACGACUAUCAGGACUGUAACACCAGAUUCGGUCUCCGACACCGGCAAUCACUCGUCCUUGUCAGAACCCGACCAACUAUCUACCAGCGCCGCUGCUUCUCCCCGCUCGACUGUCCGAUCGAAGAACGUUGAAUGGGACCGCCGGCGGGAAUUUAGCCCAUAUCACUCUGCCGGCGAUGAAGAUGAUCUACCACCCGAGGCAAAAGGACAACGCGUCCGGUCGAGGACGACUACCUUGGAUGAACAGAGGAGCGAGAUAUCCCCCAACUUUCUGUCGCGAACUAGAAACCGCCUCAACUCCAUUAACACAUCAACAACACCCCUCAAUACUAAAGUAUCGGAGGAAUCAGUAGGGUCAAUAGGCUAUCCUUCCAUCAUCCAAUCGCCAACCUAUUCAGGUCCACCUGGUGGUCGACAACGCUUGACUAGAGCCGCUGCCCCAGGCGGUGCUGGGCUGAUCACGGGAGUAUCUAAAAAUCCGGCCGCCUUUUUGUCCCCUCUGUCUAAUGCCGACUCAACCAAGAUACUCCAGUUGAUGAAGUCAACAUGUGGAAGGAUGCACGGCAUUCUUUCCUUUAGAACUGCCACAAACGCGCAAUGGACGUCCGGUUACUGCGCAAUCAAUGUGGCGACAGGUAGCUUGAUAUACCAAGCUAAAGGAGAAGUCGCCCUGGCGAAAACUCUUAUUCCCGACCUCCGUGGAUGCCAUGUUCGCACUCUUUUCGACACUGAUCUUCAAUCGACGUAUUUAAGUGUCUCAACGUUUACGUCUGGUCUAGGUAUCCAGCUCAAACCUCACGUCAACGAGACUUUCGACUCCUGGCUUGCAGCACUGUUGUGUUGGCAGCCAAUUCGCCCCAAAGGUGUGCAGAAUAAAAGAACAAAGCCUCAGUCGGUGACGAUUGGCGAUCGGCGUCUUGUUGAUCGCCGGAGAAAUUCCGAGAGUGCUGUGCAGAAGGAUGCUGCUAUUAUCAAGGUUGGAAAGAUGCUAUUAUGGGAAAAGCCUAGCGUCUCUGGUGCACGCCCGGAACCCGCAUGGAAGGUGUCGACAUAUCGGCAGCAAAAAUUACACUCCCCAGCAUGGCAAAGAGUGAGCUGUACGUUGCAGGAGAAUGGUUAUUUCAAAUUGUACACGGAAACUGACGCGAACGUUCUCGCCGUAAUCCAACUAUCGCAAUUGUCCCGUUGCUCGGUGCAACAGCUUGAUGCGUCGGUCUUGGGUGACGAGUACUGCAUUGCGAUUUACCCUCAAUAUGCUGCAAUAUCUGUAUCAGAGUCUGCUUCGCGUCCUAUUUUCCUCUCCCUAGAAAGCCGGGUACUCUUUGAGGUGUGGUUUGUAUUACUACGAGCCUUCACCAUUCCCGAGCUAUAUGGACCUGAAAAUGCAAUUUCCGAUGACCCAAGCCGUCCACAAUACCCAGUGAACCCACUCCCAACCUCAACCUCAACAACAGAUAUGUUUCGAAUCGAAAGAUUAUUGUCAGUACGAAUCACCGAGGCUAGACUGACGAAUGCUAGCAACAAAGAGAAAGAGCCAUCAAUAAGUAAAGCUCAGUCCAAAUCCGCCGAAAAGAGCGCCCCCAGUGAUUAUUAUGCCGAGGUCCUUCUGGAUGGAGAAAUCAGGGCUAAAACAGCAGUGAAGGAGAAGACCUCUACUCCUUUCUGGAGGGAAGACUUUACUUUUAACGAUUUGCCCCCGAUCCUUUCCAAUGUCUCCGUUCUACUGAAGACGCUUAAUCCCGUACAAAAGGAUUGGACACUCAUUGCUCAUGGACCCUAUACAUUGGAUGCUCAACUAAACCCUAUGUCUAUUCUGGAUGAUCUUGAGGUAGCGUCACAUGAUGCUACAUGCGGACGGGUUGACCUCCGGCUAGAUGAACUUGAAUCAGGAGUUGACCAUGAAAAAUGGUGGCCUAUCAUUGACGACAGGGACCAACAAGUUGGAGAAAUGUACAUGAAGGUCCAAUUAGACGAGACAAUCGUUUUAAUGUCGCAUGAAUAUGAGCCUAUGUCCGAGCUCCUUCACGCAUUUCCAAAUAACCUGACGAUAAACAUGGUACAUGUUUUGCCAACAGAACUCAGCAGACUUUCUGAGCUCUUACUCAACAUCUUCCAGGUAUCAGGACAGGCUCCAGAGUGGAUAGCGGCUCUAGUCGAGGAUGAAAUCGACGGUUUCGGCAAAGACCAAACUACCAAUGUCCAUCAUAGAUUUAGGUACACCGCAAGACUACACUCCAACGAUUCAAAGGAGUCUGGGCAUGAUCGGGAGGUAAUCGUGAGAGAUCUUGGACGUUCAGCGACCAUCGAAGCCAAUUUACUCUUCAGAGGCAACUCUUUACUAACCAAAGCUCUUGAUAUGCAUAUGAGACGUCUUGGAAAGGAAUACCUGGAGGAAACUAUUGGAGAGCGAGUUCGUGAUCUAGAUGAAAGUGAUCCUGACUGUGAAGUUGAUCCCAUGCGCACACGACCUGAAGACUUGGAUCGCAAUUGGAGAAAUCUUAUCGGUCUAACUAGCCUUUUCUGGAAAUCCAUUGCUGGAUCUGCUUCUAGGUGUCCCUCUGAACUUCGGCGUAUCUUCAGACACGUUAGAGCCUGUGCCGAGGAUCGCUAUGGCGACUUUUUGCGCUCCGUCACUUACAGCAGUGUAUCAGGUUUUCUAUUCCUGCGGUUUUUCUGUCCUGCAAUUCUAAAUCCCAAGUUAUUCGGUUUGAUGAAAGAACAUCCACGUCCUCGCGCUCAACGUACUUUGACUCUUAUCGCCAAGGCUCUGCAAGGCCUCGCAAAUAUGACUACUUUCGGUGGCAAAGAGCCAUGGAUGGAGCCCAUGAACAAAUUCCUUCUCAUGAAUCGCUCAGCUUUCAAGGAAUUCGUAGAUACGAUUUGCUCCAUUCCAGCCGAACGACCCGCACAAAUAGUCACGCCUCAAUAUGCCACACCAAUACAAAUUCUGGGGCGAUUACCUGUGACAUCUAGAGAAGGAUUUCCUAGUCUACCUUUCCUUAUCGAUCAUGCGAGGAGUUUUGCCGCGCUUAUCAAACUUUGGUUACGAAGUGCUCCAAGCAGGCUAAACGAAUUGGAAGAGCUGGAUCCAAAUAUUGCUAGGUUCAACACUCUAGCGCUAGAACUCCAGCAACGGACGAGAGAGUGUUUUGGUAAGGCUGAGCAGGCUGAACGACCCAACGGAACCCUUGAAGUCAAAUGGGAGGAACUUGUUGAAUCGAUGGAUCGGUCAACUUCAUUUUACGAUGAUGAUUCCAAACCAACUACUCCUGCCACGGAGACACCACUCACUGCCUCUGCUGUUGUCUCGAGCCAUCGCAACUCUGUUGGUUACUUUGCGACAAGGCCUGUUUUGCCACGCAGGUCGACCGAUACCGGUGGAGAAGACGACGAGGAUACCCCUCCCAGUUCUUCCUCAGCGACGUGGGAACAACAGCGUCUACCAUUCACAUUAGCAAAGCCGUCAGAUUUACGUGAGAGUGCCGCGAAUUCUCAGAACUCAUCACAGUACUCACUCGACGAACCAGAACACGCCAGAAGUAGACAAUCAACAAUUGGACGAGAAACAUCAAGCAAACUACGACUUUUGGACUUUGUGCCAGGGCCGUCAAGACGCAAGAAUAAAGAUUAA